Messenger RNA from Pyricularia pennisetigena, 252 nucleotides. RefSeq lists its product as uncharacterized. NCBI's taxonomy places the organism in Eukaryota, Fungi, Ascomycota, Sordariomycetes, Magnaporthales, Pyriculariaceae. Gene Ontology annotation, biological process: mRNA splicing, via spliceosome; maturation of SSU-rRNA. Gene Ontology annotation, molecular function: RNA binding. The coding region runs from base 1 to 252 and encodes 83 amino acids. The record is from RefSeq and is a predicted model, not a curated record. Gene Ontology annotation, cellular component: nucleolus; U6 snRNP; sno(s)RNA-containing ribonucleoprotein complex. The transcript is spliced from 3 exons.
AUGGAGAACGGCACGAUGACCCAGGGCGAGGGCAAAGACCCGACAAGCUUCCUUGGUGAGAUUAUUGGGCACAUGGUCACAGUGAAGCUGAACUCGGGAGUCAUCUACAAGGGAGAGCUUCAAUCAGUUGACGGCUAUAUGAACAUCGCACUGGAGAAGGCCGAGGAGUGGGUUGCUGGCCAGAAGAAGCGCUCAUACGGCGAUGCUUUUGUCCGUGGAAACAAUGUCAUGUAUAUUGCCGCCUCAUCAUAA